This is a messenger RNA of Haliotis rubra (blacklip abalone), 1465 nucleotides long. RefSeq names its product neuroligin 4-like. Bases 170 to 1426 code for a protein of 418 amino acids. The record is from RefSeq and is a predicted model, not a curated record. The transcript has 3 exons. Lineage: Eukaryota; Metazoa; Mollusca; Gastropoda; Lepetellida; Haliotidae.
GCCUGCUUAACAUCCAGAUCUAGUUCAAAACCGGAGUUGUAGCUCACCUUUAUCGAUAAGUAGCUUGUGUCCUGUCGAUUAUUUUUCAAUGUUCUAGGUGUCUGAAGACUGCCUGUACCUCAACAUCUGGGCACCCCUCGGCACCAACUCCACCUCCUCCCUCGCCGUCAUGGUCUACAUACACGGUGGCAACUUCGUCCACAUGAGCGGGGGCAGUUUGUUGUACGACGGCAGUGUUCUCAGUCAGAAGGGAGAAGUCAUUGUCGUCAACGUUGACUACAGACUAGGUGCUCUGGGGUUCCUGGUAACUGGAAGUGGGGAUGGGGACGCUGUUGGGAACUACGGCAUCCUGGACCAGAGACAGGCUCUGAAGUGGGUCAAGGAGAACAUCAAGGCGUUUGGAGGGGAACCCGGAAGAGUGACCUUGUUCGGCCAGAGUGCUGGGGCUCAGUCAGCUAUGAUACAUCUGGCCUCGGAAGAAAGCAGCGCUUUAUUCCACAACGCUAUCAUUCAGAGUUCCCCCUUCUCCAUCCCGUACAAAACCCACGCCGAGGCAAUAAUCCUUGGAGCCCAUUUUGCCAGUCUGCUGAACUGUACAGCCAGGGACAUUAACUGCCUCAGACAGAAGAACUCAGUUGACAUAGCUCAGGCUCAGUUCAUCAGCAGAGGUAAGCUCUCUUCACUGAGAUAUCUGGAGGAGUUUGAACCCUGGGGACCCUGGGUGGAUGGGGUCACCGUCAAGGCAGAACCAAUCACAGCUAUGGACAAGGGAUUCUUUCAGAAAAAACCUGUCAUGAUUGGUACGACUUCCGAAGAGACCCGGAUUUACAUCUACAACGCCUGGGACAAACCCAUAGACACUGUUGUCUACACUGCUGCUAUCCUCGCUACGCAUCCGAACCAUGCUGUGGAAAUAAUGUACGAAUACCCGCCAGACGAACCUCAGGAUCAGAGGAACAACCUGGCUGUUCUUGCUACUGAUUUCAUCUUCGGCUGUGCCACCCGUCACGUGACAAGGAAGAUGUUGGACUACGGCGUCAGUGACGUUUGGCUCUACAUAUACGACCACGCAUUCUCCUUCCCUGGUUGGGGGAAUAUGACCUUCUGUCAGGGUCACGUCUGCCAUGGGUCGGAAGUUCCGUUCGUGUUCCAGUCAGCCGGUCGUGGAGGUUUCAAAUACACUCCCGAUGAGUUGUCUCUCAGUGAUCUCAUCAUCAGUUACUGGUCAAAUUUCGCCAAAACAGGUGACCCUGUGGGAAUGCCCGGCUCCGGGGUCAAGGCCGUCCCAGAUUGGCCUCGUUAUCAUGUAGAGAUCCAGCAGAAACAGUGGCCUUAUCAACACUUUAGGACACCCAAGUCCUUUGUGGACCCUAAGUAUAACGCUCCUUACUGUGACUUCUGGGAUAAAGUUGGAUAUGAUAAUUAAUUAAUUACAACUUGAAUUAAAUAAACACAAUAUGCAUUA